GAUGCUUGGGAGGGAAAGAAGGUUGAGAUUCUGGAGAUAGCAGAUAGGAUAGAGGUGAAGAAGGGGUUCUGGUACCAGUAUGUAAGAAUAUGUAAGAGCUGUUCGUAAAGAGAAACAAAAGCUGAGAAUUCAGAUGACCUCAAACAGCUGUAAGAGGCUUUAUUUAAUGCCUCAGGGGUAGAUUCUCUAGUUUGGACCACACUCUGAUCAGGGCACAGGAACCAGUCACUCAGUAACCAGAGUUCAGAAGAAUGAAGAUUACAUGCUUCAACCCUCUGGUUUUGUAGCUAAGAAUCAGGAAGUGGAAGGGGGCUCUUUAGAGGCAGAAUGGGGAGUUUGCUGGUUCCCUUAUACAAGCUGUUUUUUGAAACUACAGGGUCUGUUGUCUGCUUUUGCAGUCACUGGGUGUCUGGGAUUGGGGGCAGCUGCUUUUCUUCUGCUGUCCCCAAACAUCUGGCUUCCCGGAACUUUGAAUUCAGUUUCAGAGCCUUGGCUUUUGGGAGAAGACAAAGGGGUUCCUUUACUCUCCUUUUCCUGAGUCCUAAAAUCGUCCGACAUUGACAACUGGCCAUCUACUGUAUGGAAAAGCCUUUUCAUUUACUAAAAGCUGGAGUUAAAGCGGGCACUUCCUGGCCUGCAAACAAAAUGACUUCAGUGGCUGGUUUAGAAAUUCCCUGCUAAGGAAACAGCUUGUGGAUAGAGUGCAGCCAGCCACAAAGCCCUUAGUUCCAUCCCCAGGACAAAGUGAGAGAAAAGGUCCAAUAUGAAUGUCUCAAUGGCAUGCUGCUAUAGAGUGAGGUCAUGUGAGGGCUUUAGCUAGGAGACGUGGUUUUUCUUCCUGGUCUACUAUACCCCAGGGUACAGAUGACGGACAAAAGCUCACCGUGGCCGUUUGCUAGGCAAGACAGGAAGCCUGAACUAUUAAGAAAAUGCUAAGGAAGUUUUCAACAACUGCUGUUGGCCUCAGCACUCACAGAAUUCAGAAUCCGUUCAUUAAAAUCGGGACAAUAAUUCCUUGUUAAUUACUUUAUGUUGCUGUGGGGACCUCAAGGCCAAACAAAGCUCUCAGAAAAGUAGAAAGAGCAAUUCAGAGUAGGACUGUUGACUGGCGACGUCAUAAUCCGCACGUUUGGAAGUUUCCUCCCCGCUGGUGCAGCAGGAAAGCAGCAAGCAGAAGGCGAGAAGGCUGCAUCGCACUGGUACCGGCUCCGGAAGAAGAAAAGAAAUCCAGCUCGACGUGAAGCAAAGGAGAAUCUCUAGCAAUCUCCAAAGCCUCGGAAGGUGAUCCCAGAGCCUUGGUGUCCGAAGCCCACUCUGCCAGCCCUGGGCACCUGUGCCUUGGACAUCCUAAAACCGGCAAUCUCAGGUCUGCAGCCACCGGGUCGGCUCGCGAGGGCCCCCUGGCGCCACCACCGAACACUGCGGCUCGCGGCUCGCGGGGCGGGGCGGCCAGACUAGCCCAGGGGUGUGGGCGGGGUCUUUUUUGCGCGGACUGAUGGCGUCAUCGAAGCGACUGGCCCGGAAGGAAGUAGCGUGCUGAGGGGUGUGGCGGUUUCUACGGUUGCACGGGGCUUCAGACGUGUACGGAGCGCCUGGAGGGACAGCCUGGAUACAGGUUCACUGAUGGCUCAGUUAGGAGCAGUUGUGGCAGUGGCUUCCAGUUUCUUUUGUGCAUCUCUCUUCUCUGCCGUGCACAAGAUAGAAGAGGGACAUAUUGGAGUAUAUUACAGAGGUGGUGCUCUGCUGACCUCCACCAGUGGCCCGGGUUUCCAUCUCAUGCUCCCGUUCAUCACAUCCUAUAAGUCUGUACAGACCACGCUCCAAACCGAUGAAGUGAAGAACGUACCAUGUGGAACCAGUGGUGGUGUGAUGAUCUACUUUGACAGAAUUGAAGUGGUGAACUUCCUGGUCCCAAAUGCAGUGUAUGACAUAGUGAAGAACUAUACUGCAGACUACGACAAGGCCCUCAUCUUCAACAAGAUCCAUCACGAGCUUAACCAGUUCUGCAGCGUUCACACACUUCAGGAAGUCUAUAUCGAGCUGUUUGAUCAAAUCGAUGAAAACCUCAAGUUGGCUUUGCAACAGGACCUGACCUCCAUGGCCCCUGGGCUUGUUAUCCAAGCUGUACGAGUGACAAAGCCCAAUAUACCUGAGGCAAUCCGCAGGAACUAUGAGUUGAUGGAAAGCGAGAAGACGAAGCUUCUCAUUGCAGCCCAGAAACAGAAGGUGGUGGAAAAGGAGGCAGAAACAGAGCGGAAGAAGGCCCUCAUUGAGGCAGAAAAGGUGGCACAGGUUGCAGAAAUCACCUAUGGUCAGAAGGUGAUGGAAAAGGAGACAGAGAAGAAGAUUUCAGAAAUUGAAGAUGCUGCCUUUCUGGCCCGGGAGAAAGCGAAGGCUGAUGCCGAGUGCUACACUGCUCUGAAGAUCGCAGAAGCAAACAAGCUCAAGCUGACUCCAGAAUACCUGCAGCUGAUGAAGUACAAGGCCAUUGCCUCCAACAGCAAGAUUUACUUCGGCAGAGACAUCCCCGACAUGUUCAUGGACUCCGCGGCUGGUCUGGGCAAGCAGUUCGAGGGACUGAGUGACAAGCUGGACUUUGGCCUAGAAGAUGAGCCCCUAGAGGCAACCACAAAGGAUAAUUGAAGAAAAAGAAACAAAAAACAAAAACAUGUAUGCAACCUCUGAUUGUGCAGCUUAGAGAGAUCUUUAUUUUUGAAGAUGAGACAGAGUGCUCCUCCUUUCCACACUACCUUCCUUGACUCUUCAUUACUGUGGUUAAAAAAAGGAAGAAAUGGACUCUAACUUACCCCCUUCUGGGAAGGGCGAGCAGAUGGAGAAUGGUAUUUUGGGUGUAUUUUUAAUUCAGGUAAGUAAGUUGUAUGACUUCUGAUAAGGUGUGUACACCAUAGAUUUGACCUCUGACCUGCAGACACCAACUUUGUCACUUUGAAGCUGGCUUAACUGGGGUUACUGUCAGUAAGAAGAGGGAGGGUGUGGUGCUGCCUCCUCAUGGUUUCAUUUCCUUCAUGGGAAAAUACUCUGCACAGCUCUCUCCCUUGCCUCUAGUGUAGGCAGCGUCUGCUGUGGACAUCAGCUGCAGAGAGCAUUGGCCUGCUGGGCUUUUUGACUGUGAGUGGAUUACUCUAGAGUUAUGCUGUCUUGAGCCCUUUUUAGGAAGAACUUGGUGCUAGGUUUUGCAAGGUUUUCUACACACUAUACUCUGCCCUAGUGUUUGCUGACUAUAUCUCACCGCAGCAGGGCUUGGUCACACCACAUACUCCUUUUCAAUACUUUGACCUGAUCUGUGAUUUGAUUUCUUCUUGAAUAAUCUAUUCAUUAGUUCCACUCAGCAUUAAGAUGGGAACAAACAAGUGCUAUACUAGCUGAUGACGGAGCUCCUUACACCGUUAGCACUGGAGCACUGUUUGGCUAAUUAUGUGUAUGCUUUUGAGACCAAACAUCUUUAUCAUUAUGGAGAUUCUUCUCUGAAGAUCUCUGAACACUGUGGGGGAGAAGGGCCCAACCAGGAGACAUCUAAGUAGUAGUGCCUGUGGCCUACUAUGACCUGUGCUGGGGGUUUGUCUGACACACUGAUAAAGAGAGCUUUUAAAUCCAGAGAGCAGGCAGCCACUUGAGAGUCAACUCCACAGAUGCAAGGCAGUUCAUGCCCCUGCCCUGUGGGCUGCAUUGAAUCCCCGGGCUUUGAUUUUCAUUGCUUAUUAGGAAAACCCAGAGUGACCCUAGGAAAUUGAGACUGGGAAGAACAGAUAGGUAAGAAAGGUAUUUCUUAUCCUGAUAUUGGGUGAGUGCACACAGAAGACUUUUGUGAGGGCAGCUCUGCAGUUAAUUUGCAGACAUGGCAGCACCCUGUGCAGCCAUGGCCAGCUCUAGCUUAGGACUUGGCCUUGUUAGCUGGUCCCCUGCCCCAUCCUCCCCCACACACAAAGCACCUGGUGUUCUCUCUUAGGUGACUACUAUACAUGCUAUUUUCUGGCAUCAGUUCCCACUCAGAUUGGUUUUGUAAGUCAGGCCAGUUUACUCCUAAGUGGCACUAGGCUAGUCAGGUAUUUGGGAAGCAUUCAAUCUGCCCAGAAAGAGGCAGAGUUCAUUGUGCUUACUUCGGAUGUUCCCUUCUCUGUCCUGACUCCUCAGACUGAAAUUUCUCCGACCACUGACCCUGGCCUCACUGUGUACAACCUACAAAAUGUUCCUUGAAAGGACAUUUUAAUGUUCUCAAAAGCUCUUGCAAAAGUGCCCACCCCCCAAAAACCAACUCAUCUUCCUCCCAUUUGUUGCUGCUAAUCACUUGUUGAGAGCAACACGCUGUACCCAGCAUCCUCUCUUCUACGUGAAUGUCAGAAAACACUACUUCAGUGGAAUCAGUGCAGGAGUGAGGGUGUCCCGCCAAACAGUACCCUCCUAGCCUGAGCGUCUCUGUGACUAACAUUCUGAUAUGAUAGCUCACCCCCCAUCACAAAGAGCCAUAAGAGAGUCCUGCUGCAAGUGCUGCCCUCCCACCCUUUAAUGUCACUUCUUUAACAAAACAUAAAUGUCCCCAUGUCAUAACAUAAAUUCAGUAGCUGUUGGUAUCUGUCACAGCAGUAAAAUCAUGGAACUCAGAUGUCUUUUUAGCAUGGGAUACCUAGUCCAUCUGUCUUUGAGACCUUGUUUUUUGUAAUACUAUAAAGUCUGAUUGUAAAGCAUUUGAAUUCUAAACAUAAAAUGUGAUAAGCCUGUGGUUUUGUAGGCAGUGAAGUCAUGGCUGCUAUUUUUAAGUAGAACUUCUGUCAAAAUAAGUAGCUGUUUGUAAAAUUCAGUUUUUAGAACUUUCUCAGAGCACAGCCACCCUGGUAGAAUGCUUCUCACUCACUAAAUGUUGCAGAAGCAAUUCAUAUUCCAUACAGUUUUUAAUCACUUUUCAAUAUAUGGUUAGAAUGUUUGUAAGGAAGCCUAAGUUUAAUAAUUUUUAUAUAACUAAAAAUAGGUGUGGAGGACUCAAUGUGGGCACUGAGGAGGAGGAGGGACACUGAAAGAGGCCGAGUAAUGAAGUGCUCUGAAAAGGGAGGUGUUUCCUAAACGAUCUGUGGGGCUGUGUGUCUUGUGAAGGUGAGAUAGCCAUGCUUACUGACCUGGACUAUAUCGUCUGCUGGACUUUGAUAAACUGCACCUGGACAAUAGCUACUCUGUCUGUGAACUUAACCUACUUCAUUGUCUUCAGUGGGGUUCUAGCCACUGUUUGUUUCCUUAUAAAAGCUGUAAUGGGCAAUCAUGUGUUUGUACCUCCAUUCCUUUUUAUCUCUACUUUUGUCUAAACUGGUGAUUGAAUAGUUAAAGCAAUUUAUUUUCAGUGUGCCCCAAGGGCAUUAAUGAGCCUUUCUAACUGAGAAAUUAUUCUUGUUAUAUUAACGAUUCCAUAAAUGAUACUACUAGAUAAAUUACCUUGGGUUAAUAGCUCCAGGAUUUGUUUCAGACAACACAAAAGGUCUCAUGUGAAUAUACUUACAUCUUGGAUUUAAUUUCAGUCUUGCUAAAUAAAAUGGUUUUUGUCUUUA
This is a messenger RNA of Arvicanthis niloticus (Nile rat), 5552 nucleotides long. RefSeq names its product ER lipid raft associated 2 (gene Erlin2). Gene Ontology annotation, biological process: SREBP signaling pathway. Lineage: Eukaryota; Metazoa; Chordata; Mammalia; Rodentia; Muridae. The record is from RefSeq and is a predicted model, not a curated record. Gene Ontology annotation, cellular component: endoplasmic reticulum membrane; endoplasmic reticulum. Gene Ontology annotation, molecular function: ubiquitin protein ligase binding; cholesterol binding.